AUGCCACGGAGGAGACGCCACAGCCGGGUGAGCGCCCAGGAGGGCGGCCGGGAGGAAGAGGCGCCCCCAGAAGUGGCAGCCUUGCUCUCAGCGCAGUCGCAGUCCCCACAGAAGUUCCAAGAGACCGCCGAUCCGGUUUUGCUCCGGGGCAUCUUCGAGAUCCGGAGGGGCAGCUGCGACGUGGUACUGAGCCAACGGGCCCUGAAGUGGCGGCCCAUUCAGCCCGAGCGCCCGGCGGGUAAUUAUAAAUUUGAUUUGCUAUGUAAAGAAGAAUCUCUUGAGCUCAAAAACAUAUUCUCUGUGAAACUGAAGCGGCGUUGCUCUGCUAAGCAGCCAAGAAGUGGGACUUUACUAGGCAUCACACUUUUCUUCUGCCUGAAAAAGGAACAGAACAAAUUAAAAGAUUGCACCCUUGAUCUUAUUAAUUUAAGUGAAGACCACUGCGAUGUAUGGUUUAGACAGUUCAAGAAAAUUUUAUCAGGUUUUUCAAACAGGCCAAAGUCAUUAAAAAUACUCCUUAACCCCCAAAGUCACAAAAAAGAAGCUACCCAGGUCUAUUAUGAGAAGGUGGAACCUCUGCUAAAGCUUGCAGGGAUAAAGACUGAUGUCACAAUAACGGAAUAUAAAGGACAUGCUCUGUCCCUGCUUAAGGAAUGUGAACUCCAGGGAUUUGAUGGUGUUGUCUGUGUUGGUGGAGAUGGAUCUGCUAGUGAAGUAGCCCAUGCUUUGCUUCUCAGAGCCCAGAAGAGUGCUGGGAUAGAAACAGACCAAAUCCUAACUCCUGUCAGAGCACAGCUUCCACUCGGCUUAAUACCAGCAGGAUCUACUAACAUAUUGGCACAUUCUCUUCAUGGGGUCCCUCACGUAGUAACUGCAACUUUGCACAUUAUAAUGGGGCACAUACAGCCAGUUGAUGUCUGCUCCUUCAGUACCACUGGCAAGCUUCUUCGCUUUGGGUUUUCAGCCAUGUUUGGCUUUGGUGGUAGAACUUUGGCUCUUGCGGAAAAAUAUCGAUGGAUGUCUCCUAACCAACGGAGAGAUUUUGCUGUAAUAAAGGCACUAGCAAAACUUGAGCCAGAGGAUUGUGAAAUAUCAUUUUUACCACUUAAUGGCUCUCAGGAUGACCCAAAAAUGAGGGCCCAGGGAUUACUCAACUCUGACUGUAAUGAUCAAUGGCAAAUUAUCCAGGGUCAGUUCUUGAAUGUCAGCAUUAUGGCAAUUCCCUGCCUGUGUUCAGAGGCACCUAGAGGCUUGGCACCUAAUACCAGAAUAAACAAUGGAAGUAUGGCUCUUAUAAUUGCACGAAACACUUCUCGACCACAAUUUAUAAAACACCUGAAAAGAUAUGCCAGUAUAAAAAAUCAGUUCAAUUUUCCAUUUGUUGAGACUUAUACUGUUGGAGAAGUAAAAGUUCAUCCAAGGAACACCACUAGUGGCUACAGCCCAGAGCAGGAUAGACUGCAUGAAGCUACUUUAGAAAACAGUUUUCCUUGGAAUGUAGAUGGGGACUUAAUGGAAGUUGCAUCUGAGGUCCAUGUCAGAUUACAUCCAAGACUUAUCAGUCUUUAUGGAGGAAGCCUGGAAGAAGUGAAUGAUUUCCAAGUAACAUGUAAUUGUUUAUAAAAGAAAUGUGCAAACUAGAAUUUUAAUAUGAAGGAAUUUGCUCAUUCUUUAAACAGAUAUCUUAAGAAAAUGUUUUAAAAGUAAAAUUGCUAUUUUUGAUAUUAAAAAGCUUCUAGGUUUUUGAAAAUCAAGAUGAAAAUAUGAAAUAUCAAAAACAAUUUUAAUUCUGGUUUGUAUAGGUGUUUAUUGGAACUGAAACAUUUCAUACGUUUCACCUUUAUGAUAUCAAUAUUUAAUCAAGAUAAUUCAUUUGGACUCUUUUAUUUUACAAGAUUUGAAUCCAUCAUGUACUUCCCUGAUUUUAUGAAUGAGGCAACAAAUUUAGAGAAGUUAAAUUCCAAAAUGACACAUUUAGUUGUGUAACCAGAAACAGAACCACGUUUUUUGAAAAUCUUUCCAAUACUUAGCCUGUCUGCCAAAAAAGAAUAAUCCCAUCUUUGAGAAAAUGUUGUUAAGUGGUGGGAUUUAUAAAUUCAUCAUAUAGGUAAACUCAAAGUUGAUAACAUUUUAUUUAGAAUUAUGCAAAAGCCUAAUUGGUAGCUGUGUUACUCUUGUACCUGAGAUGCAUGGGUCCAGAAAUCAUAGUUCUUGAUUUCCAAUGUAGUUUCUUUAGAGACCAUUCUUGAGAAGACAGUUCUAAAUUAGUGCUUCACUUUUUUCAUGAGGGAGUGAUCCUAGACAUAUUUCUAAAAGAGUUAUUUGGCUUUUUUAAAAUUAGUUUAAUUAUACGUGAUAGCAGAAU
Molecule: messenger RNA, 2365 nt
Organism: Urocitellus parryii (Arctic ground squirrel)
Lineage: Eukaryota; Metazoa; Chordata; Mammalia; Rodentia; Sciuridae
Source: RefSeq, a predicted model, not a curated record